This is a messenger RNA of Brienomyrus brachyistius, 3665 nucleotides long. RefSeq names its product DENN domain containing 11 (gene dennd11). The record is from RefSeq and is a predicted model, not a curated record. NCBI's taxonomy places the organism in Eukaryota, Metazoa, Chordata, Actinopteri, Osteoglossiformes, Mormyridae. The transcript has 9 exons. Gene Ontology annotation, cellular component: cytoplasm. Bases 240 to 1733 code for a protein of 497 amino acids.
CGGCGCCCUGUGUUUCUGUAACCGGCCAUACUUAUGCGGACGGAGAUCGGGAGAACCGACGCCGGAUCCAGUAAUGUAGCAGCCGGGUGAUUAAGCGAAGACUCCGCUUAUUCGACGUGAUCGCCUUUGCUGGUUGGCACGCCGCAAUAGCGGGAUUGUUAGGGAAGCUAACUGCGUCGCAUUCAUUCCUCUCGGCUUGUUAUCUGGAUACGAACGUCAGAGGAUAGGUCCCGGUGACGAUGGUGGAGCAGUCGGACCAUGCUCCGCUGCUCGACUGGGAGGAGGUUCCGUCGGGGGAGCCGCCGACUUUGGCUCCCCGGCAGAGGGAUGAGUCCGAAGCAGGUCCCGCUAACUGCAGGUCUGUGGGCAGUACCGCUCCUGGCGCCGGCUGGACUACGAGCUCCGGGGAUACGGCGCCUGUCCCGGGUGUCGGUGGCGGGGAGGCAACCACCUGUGCAGGCUCCGUGUAUAACGGAUCGGGAUGGGAAUUUAAAUACCCUGCUAAGGGAGAUGGCGCGCUUUCUGCGUGGGGAGAGGUGUCCGACAAAGAGCGCAGACUGUCUGAGUGGGAGGAAAAGGACCAAAUCGUGGCUGUUUUUGUGGUAACCUUUGAUACACGCUCAGGGAACAUGGUGGAGUGGUGUUUGCCUCCGGAUGUGAACCUGGAAGGGGUGGAGUUCAAGUCGAUGGCCAGCGGCUCCCAUCGAAUCGCCAAUGACUUCAUAUAUUUCAGGAAGGGCUGCUUCUUUGGCCUGGCGUGUUUUGCCAACAUGCCCGUGGAGAGCGAGCUAGAGAGAGGCGCGCGUAUGAAGUCUGUGGGCAUCCUGACUCCGUCCUACACCCUACUGUAUCGUUACAUGCAUUUCCUGGAGAACCAGGUCAGACAUCAGCUUCAGUGUCCGGGACAGUACUCGCCUCUGGAGGCCUUCUACGAGGACAAGAAGGCGGUGCUGCCGCUGGGGGGGAACGGCCUGGUCACUACCUGUCCUACCAGCACCUCCACUGCGCCCCCACAUGGUCGCUGUUGCAUGAACCCCGAGAUGAAGAUCACACAUCCGGCUGGCUGCAUGUCCCAGUUCAUCCGUUUCUUUGGGGAGCAAAUCAUGGUGCUGUGGAAGUUCUCCCUGCUUCGGAAACGCAUCGUCAUUUUCUCGCCCCCCCCUGUAGGAGUGGUGUGCUACAGAGUGUACUGCUGCUGUUGCCUGGCCAACGUCUCCCUCCCGCGAGUGGGGGUCUCGGUACCGGAGUUCCGCCCCUUCUUUUACAUCAACGUGGCGGACAUCGCCGCCCUGGAGACUGAGAUGUCCUACGUGGCCUGCACCACAGAGAAGAUAUUCGAGGAGAAGAAGGAGCUGUAUGAUGUUUACGUGGACAACCAGAACGUGAAGACGCACAGAGAGAGCCUGCAGCCGAUGCUAAGACUCAACCGCGCGGACCGGGAGAAGUACAGGAAGCUCACUGAGCAGAGGCAGAUGCUGUUAUACUCACAGGAAGUGGAUGGAGACUGUUCCUCCAGUGAAGAGGACCUCUUCAUCCUGUUCUUCAUGGAGCUAAACAACCGGAUCUUUCAGACGCUGUCCGAGGUGGCGAGCAGCGCAGACCCCACGCUCACGGCUGAGCACGUGCGGGCCAUGGGCCUGGACCCCCAGGGUGACCAGGGCUUUCUGGUCGACCUUCUGGAGCUCUACGGCAUCGACGCCAUGCUCGUCGUCGACAACCCCUGCUGCCACUGAGGCUGGGGGGCCACCGCCUUCAUCCUCUCUGUCCUGCCCUGGAGAUACCGCCUUUCCCUCCGGAAACUCUAAUCCUCUCCUGCAAGGUGACCCAGAACUUGGAAAGAUGCACCUUCCUGGGUGCCUGGGUGGCUCACAGACUGCUUCCCUGUGUAGCCACAGCCUCCUCUAACCAGCCCUGAGACUCGCACUUCCUGUGCCCCGAAUGUGAAGCCGUUUCACACGCAGCCUGCCUAGUAUGAACUGAGCUAAGUGCGUAGGUCUAGCGGCAAGUGCGUCUGUAGUUUGACCUGCGGUGACCUCUCUUUGGGUCCCUCCCAUAUUUGCUGAGGUGUCAGCGAGAAGAUCAGAAUAACGAGAGGGCAGCAUCAACGUUUCACCUGAUUUAAUGUGCCUCUUCCAGCUACUUGCGUCACAAGUACUGCUGACUCUGAAAGUAUAGUCUCGCUUUAUGGUUUCUUCUCGGCCAACUGAUUGUAUGGAAGUCUGGGCCAAUGGUGUGAUCCCUAUGGAUUGCUAUGGGCUUCUGGGAAUUGUAGUCUAGUUUCAGUUGUCUUACUGUGUGAGAUUUUCAACUUGUCCCUGUGACCAAACCAAAUUCACAGCUGCAUGUUUUUCUAGCCCCCCUCCACCUUCGGUACGCACCUGAAAUCGUUAUUUUAAGACUCAUUUUUAAACUAAUUUUCCGCUUUUUUGGUGACAUCUCUGUGUGCUGGGGGGGGGGUGGGGGGGUGUUUUCCGCUUCUUGAUGUGAACCGUUUGCACAAACCGCAGCAGCAAAUCGCCCUCGUGACCUCAGCUCAUCCUUCGUACGAAGUAGCCUUUCUUCAAAAACAGAAAACAGGUUCUUCAUUCCUCUCUCCAGAGGAGCGUACAGGAGCGCCCGCCAGCUGAAGAGUGUUAAAAGAGGAAUAUUCUGUUUCUCUGAGAGGGCCUGCCAUGAUCUGGGAAGACGGCAGCAGAGAAGUGCCUGUCGGGAACAGGAAUUGGUGAAAGUCUCGGGAAAGGUUGGGUCGUGAAAACAGAGGAAGAAGCGAAGCAGGAGUGGCCACGCGAGAUCCGAGGAGGAACGGCAGUGACUUGUGGUUGAGAGAUUCCUGUGUGUGUGUGUGUGUGUGCGCGUGCGUGCGUGCGUGCGUGUGUGCGUGUGUGUGUGCGUGCGUGCGCAGUGAGCACCCUGCCUCGGCGAGUGUAGAGAGCGGAGAGUGGCACCCCUCCAUUCGUGUACCUAUGAUACUGUCCCUCUUUUUCUGAGGAUGCUAAUAGAUGUACUUUAAGAAAGUAUUAAAUAUAUACAACUUAUUAAAUACUAGCCAUUCAAUGCUGAGGGAAGUGACUAGUGUGAAACCAGAAGCUGGAGAUGAGUGUACAGUACAGUUUUAAUUUGUAUGUUGUCAGAGACAUGGAGGUAUUAUAUGUUAUUUUUACAUAAUGACUGUAAAGAUACGUGUUUUUGCACAAUAUAUAUGUGUUAAUGUGACCCUCAAACUGCCAGUUACACUGGAUAUAACCUGACAGACGUACAGUUCAGGUCCAGAAAGCAAAAAUCCAGACCAAGAUUUUGAUUCAACCAACCAGUAUAAGAGUAUAAAGAGCCACAGUCACUGAGUACUCAAGUAGUUGGUCGUAACUAAAUCUUGAUCUGGAUUUUUGCUUUUUGGACCUGAACUGUACGUCUGUGACCUGGAAAUCGUGAGUUAAAGUGACAGGCUGAUUUAGCCCCUUGGUGAAUGUUACACCACCAGCUAUAACAUAUUUAUUGUGCUUCUAGUCUGACCAACCCUAACUGUAAUUUCUGUCGUGAAUGACCUGAAACCGCCAGCAUGUACUUGGCGUGACGUGGCGCUGUAGUCGGGGUCAGAGGUCAUCUUUGUAUGCACGGUACUUUAUAAGACUGCUUUGUUUCAUUAAAGCGUCCGACUCGCAUAUGAA